CAAAAACUUGUUUCAAUAGUCUUAAAAUUGCUUUCAAAACAGGCUAUUCGGAAAAUGUUUCACAUCGCGAAAAUCAAGUCAUUUUCGAGCGAU
Messenger RNA from Toxorhynchites rutilus septentrionalis, 93 nucleotides. RefSeq lists its product as uncharacterized. NCBI's taxonomy places the organism in Eukaryota, Metazoa, Arthropoda, Insecta, Diptera, Culicidae. The record is from RefSeq and is a predicted model, not a curated record. The annotation marks the transcript as partial. The transcript is spliced from 2 exons.